This is a messenger RNA of Pochonia chlamydosporia 170, 1719 nucleotides long. Its product is annotated as efflux pump antibiotic resistance protein. The transcript is spliced from 2 exons. The record is from RefSeq and is a predicted model, not a curated record. Gene Ontology annotation, molecular function: transmembrane transporter activity. The coding region runs from base 1 to 1719 and encodes 572 amino acids. Gene Ontology annotation, biological process: transmembrane transport. NCBI's taxonomy places the organism in Eukaryota, Fungi, Ascomycota, Sordariomycetes, Hypocreales, Clavicipitaceae.
AUGUCAGCACUCGACGAAAAAGCCAGUGGCCACAAACACAAAACAGACACCUCACCUCCUCCAACACCUUCUAAAGAAACCGAGCCUCAAGAUUCUGUAACCGAACCAGAUGUUGAGAAGCCUCAACAACAAGGCCCAGGUUACGACCCGGAAGCCGAAAAGAACUACCAACCCAAAACGCUCAAGUUCUGGCUCAUCAUCUUAUCCAUCUUCGUUUCCAUGUUCCUCGUCGCAUUGGACCGCACAAUUCUAGCAACGGCCGUGCCUCGCAUCACUGACGAGUUUAAAAGCCUUGGAGAUAUUGGCUGGUAUGCUUCCGCGUACAUGCUUACAACGGCAGCAUGCCAGCUGCUAUUCGGAAGAAUCUACAAAUUCUACAGCACAAGAUGGACGUUUCUCGUAACCAUCAUCAUCUUUGAAGUUGGCUCUGCCAUUUGCGGCGCCGCGCCCAAUUCACCUUCUUUUAUUGUUGGUCGCGCUAUCGCUGGAAUCGGAGCGGCAGGUAUCUGGACAGGUUCCAUGAUGUCGGUCAUUCCCAUGAUGCCGCUUCACAAACGCCCCAUGUUUCAAGGAAUAUUCGGUAUGGUGUUUGGAAUUUCUUCCGUUGUAGGGCCGCUGAUUGGAGGUGCUUUCACGGAGAGAGUCACUUGGCGAUGGUGCUUCUACUUGAACCUGCCGGUUGGCGCUGUGGCAUUUGCCUUGUUGUUCGCAUUCAUGCAUCCCGCGAGUCCCAAGCAUGAACCAGCAACUUUCAAACAGCAAGUCAUGCGCCUUGACCCAUUGGGAACAUUCUUCUUCGUGCCCUCCGUGGUUUGUUUGCUUCUUGCGCUUCAGUGGGGUGGAUCGACAUAUCCUUGGAGUAACUGGCGCAUCAUCUUGCUGUUCGUCAUGUUUGGCCUCACAGCUGCUGUUUUCGCCAUAGUUCAGGUAAAGAUGCCCGAUUCCGCGACGUUGCCUGUCAGAAUUAUCAAGCAAAGGACCAUGUUGGCCGGUACUUUUUACAUGCUCUUCUUGGCUGGUGGAAUGAUGUUGGUAGUGUACUACCUACCGCUGUGGUUCCAAGCGACGAAGGGCGUCGACCCAGUCAAAUCUGGCAUCUACACCAUCCCUCUCGUCCUCAGUCUCGUUGUUGCUUCGAUUGUCUCCGGCGCAGGGACUCAGAGGCUGGGAUAUUACACACCCUUCAUGAUUAUUUGCCCUUGCAUCACAGCCAUUGGCGAGGGCUUGCUCACCACAUUUACCCCCACCACCGGAUCAAAUCAUUGGAUCGGCUUUCAGUUCCUUACUGGUUUCGGUGUCGGCUUGGGCAUGCAGUCAGUUGGUCUUGCAGUGCAGGCAACAUUGCCCAAGGACGACGUUUCCACUGGUGUGGCAAUCACUUUCUUUGCCCAACAGCUGGGUGGUGCGAUAUUUGUCACCGUUGGUCAAACGAUUUUGUCUACAUUGCUGGUAAAACAGCUGAGUGGCGUCCCUGGACUGGAUCCCAUGUCUAUUGUCAGGACUGGUGCCACGGAGUUGCGACAUAUUGUGCCGUCACAGUUCUUUGGCAGAGUCAUCAAUGCGUAUAACUAUGCGUUGACACGGAUAUUUUACUGUGCUUUGGCGCUUGCUUUGGCACAGUUGGUGGCAGCGUUAUUCAUUGAGUGGCGAAGUAUCAAGAAGCCAAAGGACGCAGAGGCUGCCAAGGCUGUUGCCGGGCAGGAAGGGUUAGAAGAUUAA